This is a messenger RNA of Leptonychotes weddellii (Weddell seal), 5705 nucleotides long. RefSeq names its product phosphatidylinositol specific phospholipase C X domain containing 3 (gene PLCXD3). Gene Ontology annotation, cellular component: synapse. NCBI's taxonomy places the organism in Eukaryota, Metazoa, Chordata, Mammalia, Carnivora, Phocidae. The record is from RefSeq and is a predicted model, not a curated record. Gene Ontology annotation, molecular function: phosphoric diester hydrolase activity. Gene Ontology annotation, biological process: lipid metabolic process.
GAGGGAGGGGAGAGAGGAGAAAGCCGAGCGCGGACGUCAGGAACAAAAGCUCCAGCGGAGUCUGGCGGAGGCACUAGGGGAGCAUGGGGUGUUUUGAAUAAUUAUUAAAAUUAGCGUGUGUCUGCGCCAUCCUGUGGGUGUGGCGCAGAGCGGAGCGUAAACUCCAGCCGGGCCGGAGCAAACAUUGGAUUAGCGGCAGCAGCCUGCCAGCCUGCCGAGGAGUGCGGGGACCAGCGCGCGGCACGCCGACCGGCACGAUGGCCUCGUCUCAGGGGAAGAACGAGCUGAAAUUCGCCGACUGGAUGGCAACUCUGCCGGAGAGCAUCCACAGCAUCCCCCUCACCAAUUUAGCCAUCCCAGGAUCUCAUGAUUCCUUCAGCUUCUACAUCGAUGAAGCCUCACCCGUAGGGCCAGAACAGCCAGAAACCGUCCAGAAUUUUGUCUCUGUGUUUGGAACUGUAGCCAAAAAGCUGAUGCGGAAAUGGUUAGCCACUCAAACAAUGAACUUUACUGGUCAGCUAGGAGCUGGGAUCCGUUAUUUUGAUCUUCGAAUUUCCACCAAGCCCAGAGACCCCGACAACGAACUUUACUUUGCUCAUGGUCUGUUCAGUGCCAAAGUCAAUGAAGGCCUUGAGGAGAUUAAUGCAUUCCUCACAGAUCACCAUAAGGAGGUGGUAUUCUUGGACUUCAACCAUUUUUAUGGGAUGCAGAAAUAUCACCAUGAAAAACUGGUCCAAAUGCUGAAAGACAUCUAUGGAAACAAGAUGUGCCCAGCGAUUUUUGCCCAGGAAGUUAGUCUAAAGUACCUGUGGGAAAAAGACUAUCAAGUGCUGGUCUUCUACCACAGUCCAGUGGCUCUGGAAGUGCCCUUUCUCUGGCCUGGGCAGAUGAUGCCAGCACCCUGGGCCAACACCACAGACCCGGAAAAACUGAUCCAGUUUCUUCAGGCAUCCAUCACUGAGAGAAGAAAGAAGGGAUCGUUUUUUAUAUCUCAGGUGGUGCUGACCCCCAAAGCUAGCACUGUGGUCAAAGGAGUGGCCAGUGGCCUCAGAGAAACUAUCACAGAAAGAGCUCUUCCUGCCAUGAUGCAGUGGGUUCGCACUCAGAAGCCGGGAGAGAGUGGCAUCAAUAUUGUCACUGCUGAUUUUGUGGAACUUGGUGAUUUCAUCAGCACUGUCAUAAAGCUCAACUAUGUCUUUGAUGAGGGAGAAGCCAACACUUGAUAGUACCAUUCGGAGCAUCCACGAGUAAGACAGAGAAGACUCAUUGUAUUAGGCAUAUUAUCUAUAAACACUCUGAUCUUCCUAUUCCACUGGGUCUCUGAGGGGAUUAGACUGGUAGUGGGUGGGAAAAGGGGGAAACCAUUUCUUCAGUGAUUGUUAUCAUACUGCAUUACUAUAAAUAUUUCAUUUCCCAUUUGAUGAGCAAAAUCUGCUUCUAGUGUUAGGGAUAAAAAAAGACCAGUGAAUUUUGUUUUUCAGAAUUAGUCUUUGCAACGUAUAACUCAUGAGUGUUUACGUGAUUGCAUUUCUGAUUUCAACCUAGGGCUCCUACACUGAUUUCUCUAACUGAACCUUUCCACUCCCUCUCUCGCUCGCUCUUUUUAAUCAGAUGCCGUAUGGGACUCAAAACAAUUGAAUGCCCAACGUAAUGUGUAUUACAUUGUUGUACUGAAAUUUGUUUUUGUGAGACUUGGUAUAAUAUAAUAUCCUCUAGUCAUCUGCAAUUGGUCCAUCAUUGCUAACUUUUGGUCAUAGAAAAUAUGCAUCAAGUCAGUUUCCCUGCAUCAGUAAUAUUGGAGGACAUAAUCAGUAAUUUUUGUGUUAUAUGAAAAUAACAGUGUUUCACAGUAUUUCUAUUUAAGGCAGCUAUAAAUAUAGUGUAAAAACUUUUUUGGAAGAACAAUUAGUGCCAACUCUGUAGCGAAAGAUGGGGGAGGGGGGAAGAGAUGGAUGCCAUUUUAAUUCAGGAAUCUCUUAAAUAAUAUUGCCCAGCAAAUGCUCAGUAAAUGAAAAAUUAUGACAAAUGUGUUAAAAUCGGGCAACUCUGAAAACAACUCUUACAAAAAUCUCCCCUAACAAUUCUCUUGAUUAAAAAAAAAAAGGUAGAAAAGAAAGAAGAAAUAAAUAAAAGAUUGUGCAAGCUUUCGUAUGAAGUUGGGAUCUACAAACAUGUAAUUCUAAAUCCCAGAUUUUGAGGAACAUAUUUUGAGAAGCUUCGAUUCAAAUUUUUACUUGAAGUUGAGGAAAGAGGAAAGAUGGAAGAAAGAAAUAGAGCAGUUUUUGAAACGAUGUCCAUAAAAUCUCAAAGAUCAUGAAAUGUCUUUAGGAUAUUCUUACAUACACGUGAUCUGGGCAGAUGCACUGAAAAUUAACACUGACCCAUCAUUUCUGGGUUCUGUCCUACCCCAGAAUAGAGACUGGGGCAGAAGCAAAAGUUUUACAAAACAUUUCAGUGUCCCAAGAUUUGAUAGUCCAGGUCUACGGGGAAGAAAAAUGGUAGCAGGACUUUGAGCCUCGCUUCCUCCGUGGUGUCUUUGUGAUUUUUGACAAUGCUAAGAUGAUUUUAAAAAAGCACAAUAACCCUCAACUGUGUGCCUCACAGGAACAUUGUGAGGCACAACUAAAAAUCUAUAAAUUCCUGAAAUUCUUAUAAUUAUGAAUUAUUUUAUCUUCAUGUUUAGAAAUAAUUGCAAUAAUAGUCCCUUGGGAAAGUGCGGUCCAUGCAAAGUAGGGCCAUAGGAAAAUAAAAGCAUGCCCUCAGUUUUUAAUUAAUUUAAACAUAGAGCAUGUGGUUUAAUCUCUUAGACCUAGGCAAGGGGGUUGAUUAUGUCAAGAUUGUGAAUAAUCAAGAGCUGGUUAUAAGAUUAUAAAUACUCAUUGUCAAAACAUAGUAUUUAUUAGCAGCUGCAGGGAAGCAAGAGAAAUUGUUUAUACUGAAGAGAAUGUUUAUGCAGAGUGUUUGGUCUGCUCAGUAGACCUGGUAGCAUGCAUAUACAUGCAACAGUUCCACAAGCCAGUUGUGCGUCUACGUCUCACUACGCACAGGAUGCCAACGUCUACCCAUCCUGCCAGUGGACAGAUACAAAUGCACACAGACAGACACACAGACAUGGGCAAACACAGCCACAGUUCUUCUUUUUAAGCAAAAACACUGAUAAUAUUAAAUCAUUUAAUUUUGAGACUGAAACCCUCAAGGUAUAAAAAGAGUGAUAAGACCUUUGAAAGUAGAGUGGCUGACCAUAUUCAAAUAUUUUUGUAAAAAUAUUCUAGCUUGGGACUUAAUUAUUUACAAAUAGACUUUUCUUUCCAUCUUCCCUCCUCUUGCGGUUUAUUGUCUUUUUAGCUCUUUCACCUGCUCUUAGUGUGCAAUUGAAUAUGAAUCCUUUUUAAAGGACUGUGGAUUAUUGAAAUUUGCUUUGUGAGCAGACUUUCUCUCUGACAAUUCAUUAUUCAUCCCUCAGUAGGAUCUUUAGCCAAGCACACUUGCAAUGACACAAGGAUUUAACUUAUAAAUAUGACAGAAAACAAAUCUUUCAACAUAUUAAUGAAGAACGAAUAAAAUAUAGAGGUAACUAUGUUGUAUUUUCUUGAACUUAGAUGCUUUCUUAUAAUGUUUGCUUAGAAUUAGCUUUGUCAUAUUUGUCAUUUGGGUGCUGGAAAAAACAAACAUGCUGAAGCUUUAGACUAAUUGUGCAGUUUUUUAACUGGAGAAAGCUUUUUAUUGCUAUUAGUGAUAUGCACACAGAAAGCUUGUUUGACAGAAGGUACUUUCAAGUCAAUGCUAUGGUUUCCAUGUGGACAUACAGUCCCUAUGUAGCAGGCACCAAGAAUAAGUGGACUUGCCUUAAUUUCUAAAGGAGGGAACAGGUAGAAGUGAACUAUGGGUCCUCCAGCUAGAGGGAGAGUCACCAGGAGGGAGUCCUUGGAAAGGGGAAUGGAGAGAAGGCGCCUUUGGCUGUCUUCUGUCCAUUGGCCCUGCCCUGGAGCACAUUUAGGGAGCAGGCUGUGGGCCUUAAAUAAAAAGUGGGGGUGAGGACUAGUAUUAUGCAGUCAGAGCUUACCCUCAGCCUAUGCUCCUUUGUCUUAGCAGGGCAUUGUCUUUCCAGAGAGCUAGGAACACAAGGGCUACAAAUAGGCCCCAAGAUAGUAGGAGAUACAUCUUGGUGCACUUUUUUUUUUUUUUUUUUUUUGCUUUUUCUUGAGACUUUAUGUCACAAGUCCUGCAAGGCAAAAAACAGAAACAAAAUCCAACUUUUACCCAAUCUGCAGCAGGAAAUCAAAGAAGCGGGUGGGAUGAGGGGAAAAUACACAAAGAAUAUCAUUUUUUGGGUUUGCUUUCCUGUCUGUAAUUUUGAAGGACCAAAAUGGUGAACACUCCUGCCAUUAUCAUUUCUGUCUCCCUUAUUACUACACAAUCAUAUGAGUGCAGAGAAUGAGGAGCCAUCUUUUAAAAGCCUUAGGAUAUUCCAUAUGAUGACCUCAAUAUUCACUUUCAGCCAUACUGGGAAAACUCACUUUUCAUGGAGCGCCACCUAACAGUGAACGUACUGGAGCAUGAAGUGUUUGGCAUGUGUACGCCUGUAUGUGUACACACACGCAAACACACACACACACACACGGGAUACACAUCUCUCACACACACAUUAUUCAAGUUAAAACUGCACUCUCUAAUCACUCAACUUGAUUCUAUUGCCAUUUUAACCCUUAAAAUCAAUAUUUCCUACAUUAAUGGGCAUAAACAUACUUCAGAUAUUUAAAUAUUUAAGAGAGAAAGAAAUCACUAGAAAACCGGUGAACAAUGAGACCAUCAUAAAUAAGAAAUGCCUAGCAGUAAUAGUCUAAAUACAUUGUCAAUUAUACUUCAAGCUGGAGAAUUGAAGAUGGACUUGAAUAUAAAUUACAAACAAACACUCAUCUUUACUUAAAGCUGUUUUAAGUUCGUUGAGGUCCUGACAUGUUUUAGCCAGUUACCUGUUCAGGUUCUCCCCUGUGAGCAUUCCAGACUGGAAAGUUGAAAGUCUCAGGAAAUGCAUGUUCUCAUGAGUUUCCCGUUCUAUAGUUUUACAGAUUCAAUGACACAAUCUCCUAACAUUUGGUUACUCAUCCAAAUGAAAGCUCCAUAGGUAGAGUGCUUGAGUUUUGAAUUGCUAACAGAAAAUAAUGCACAGUGUCCCUCAGGAUAUGCUAAGCAAGGUUUUAAAAAGUAUUUUAUUUUACAGCACUUUAGUCUUUCCAAUUAGAUUUCAGUGACACAGUGGUGUAAAUGCUAUAUUUGCCAUAACUUCUUGGUGGCUCCUGUGUUACACACAAUUUUAAACAAUGCUCUAAAUUGUUUGUUUUCCCAACAACAUCAAUAAAAUGUUCUGUAGAAUUUGUAAAAUGUAUUGAUUGAGUCUGUUGAAAAUUGUGCAGUUUUUAUUUCAUUUGUGAUACUAUUUUGUAGGUAUUAGUUCUAAAUGUAUAUUUGUAUGAGUCAAAAGUAUGUGCGUAGGUAUUAGUUCUAAAUGUAUAUUUGUAUGAGUCAGAAGUAUGUGCUUGUAUGUGGUUCAUGUGUUAAUAUAUUGUAUCUUACAAAAAAAUCAAACUUAUCCUAAAGAAAAAGGGCACAUUAUGACCAGCCUUAAUUCAUUGCCAUUUUUUGUUGUUGUAAUUUGGGAUUAAAAUUUAAAGAGAAAUUAUGUUUUUGUUUAAAAUGGUCUUUUA